AAUACUGAGUCUGCAUUCCGCCGCCGCCUCAAUGGCUGCAUCAGAUAGCGACACAAGCAAACUACGUUCCAGGAAGCUAACGUUUUUUUCGUUCUUUUAAUCUAGUUCAUGGAAAUAUCGACAUAUUUAGGGAAUGUCACAUAUCUUGGAGGGCUCGUCUGGCGGAGGAGGGGGCCUCAUCAUCCGCAAGACUAAGAAAGAAGACGGUGAUGAUACAUUCAAGAAGCCAGCCAUACCUGUAAGGGGGUCCUUACUGGGACUGGAUAAAUUAGCUGCCCUGAAGAGGAAAAUACGAGAAGAUGAAGACCUCGAGAAGCAGAAGAAGGCAAAGAGUAAGCACAGUUCUUCGUCCUCAAGUGACAGUGAAAGUGAUGGCGAGGAAGAAUAUGAGAACAAAACCAAACCGGAGAAGCCAAAAGACAGGGAAUACCGAGCCAGGUACGAUGAAACACCAACAUACACUGGUGGUGUUAAUAGAGAUAUACAGAGUAGAAUGAUGGAAAAGCAGAGAAAACAGAAAGAUAAGUAUGUUCAUGCCUCAUCAAAAAAUGACAGAGAGCAAGAAGGGAGAAGAAGCUCUAAUGACGAUCGUAAGGACAGAGACAGGCGAGAGAGGGAUUAUAAAUACUCCAGAGACAGAGGUGACAGACGCAGAUACGACAGAUCGGAGAGAAGAGACUAUGACAGGAGAGACAGGAGAGAGAACGAUCGGAGUGAAAGGAGGGAAAAUGACAGAAGUGAGAGGAGACGAAAUGAUUUCAGUGCUCGGUCUGACAGGGGUGACUUUUCAGAAAGAUCUGCCGGACACGACUGGUCCGAGAGAUCUGGCAGAACGCCUAGAUUUUCAGAUGCCCCUGAAACUCCACGUAUACCAGGCGUGAAAGACACUCCAUCGCAUUCGUCAUGGGACGACGACGAUAACACUCCCUCUAAGACAUCUUCCUGGGAUAUGCCAACUCCAUCAGUGCACCAUAAAUCCCGUGAUCCAGACUGGUCCAUCAGAAGUUCAAGUAGAUCCAUAAGAGAGAGAAAUUCACCGGGUAGGAAGGGGCACCAACUGAGCGAUAAAACACCUCUGCCAACGCCAUCUUAUAAAGACAACGUCUGGAUGUCUGAGAGACGCAACAAAGGAGAGAUGGAGUUUGAGGACGAUGAGGAAAGAGAGCGAUGGGAGGAAGAGGAGAAGAGACUGGAUCGUCAGUGGUACGACAUGGAUCAGGGCUACGACGACACCAACAAUCCGUUCUCAGAUGUCUCGGCAGAGUACGAGAAGAGAAAAACCGAGAAAGUGGAAAAGAACAAGAGAAAAAUGAGUGCCAAGCAAAGACAGAUUCACAAAGAUAAUGAACUCUGGGAAACCAACAGGAUGUUAACCAGUGGUGUAGUCCAGAAGAUUGAUUACGAUGAAGAUUUUGAAGAGGAAUUCACAAACAGAGUUCAUAUAUUGGUCCACAACAUUGUUCCUCCAUUUUUAGAUGGCAGAAUUGUCUUCACCAAACAGCCAGAACCAGUGAUUCCCGUCAAGGACUCAACUUCUGACAUGGCAAUUGUGUCAAGGAAAGGCUCGGCAGUUGUGAAGGGUCGGCGUGAACAGAGAGAAAGAAGAAAGGCAGCAAAAAAGGAAUGGGAACUUGCUGGAACUCAGCUAGGGGACCUCAUCGGAGUCAAGAAGGAAGACGAAAGAGACGACAGAAACAUAGAAGAGGGAGAGACUGAUUACAAAGCAGACCAGAAGUUUGCCGAACACAUGAAGAAUACCGGCGAGGCAAGCAGUGAAUUUGCUCUGAAGAAAACUGUCAAACAGCAGAGACAGUAUCUUCCCGUCUUUGCCGUAAGAGAAGAACUGUUGCGUAUCAUUAGAGAAAAUUCAGUCGUCAUUAUCGUUGGAGAAACAGGCAGUGGAAAAACAACUCAGCUAACUCAGUAUUUACAUGAAGAUGGCUACAGUGAGCACGGAAUCAUCGGGUGUACCCAACCCAGACGUGUUGCUGCCAUGUCUGUGGCCAAGAGAGUUUCAGAUGAAAUGGGGACACAUCUGGGCAAAGAGGUUGGUUAUGCCAUCCGUUUUGAAGACUGCACCACUGAGGAAACAAUCAUCAAGUACAUGACUGAUGGUAUCUUGCUUAGAGAGUGCUUGAGGGAAAGUGACCUGGAUAAUUACAGCGCCGUCAUCAUGGACGAAGCUCACGAAAGGUCACUCAGUACGGACGUGUUGUUUGGACUGCUUCGUGAGGUAGUUGCCAGGAGGCAGGAUCUGAAACUGAUCGUGACAUCGGCCACAAUGGAUGCACAAAAAUUUGCAACGUUCUUUGGUGAAGUUCCCGUCUUCACAAUUCCCGGACGCACAUUCCCAGUGGAAUUAUUCUUCUCUCGUAAUGCUGUCGAAGACUACGUCGAAGCGGCAGUCAAGCAAGCGCUGCAGAUUCACCUCCAAGCAGACGAAGGAGACAUUCUUGUCUUCAUGCCAGGUCAGGAGGACAUUGAAGUCACCUGUGAACUGAUUGUUGAAAAGUUGGAUGAAAUUGACAAUGCUCCACAGCUGGCUGUCCUUCCCAUAUAUUCACAGCUGCCAUCUGAUCUCCAGGCCAAGAUCUUUCAACGAGCUCCUAACGGUCUACGCAAGUGUGUCGUGGCUACUAACAUUGCGGAAACCUCCUUAACUGUUGAUGGUAUAAAGUAUGUGGUUGAUUCAGGCUACUGCAAGCUAAAAGUGUUCAAUCCAAGAGUGGGUAUGGAUGGCUUGCAGGUGUAUCCAGUGUCCCAAGCCAAUGCCAAUCAACGGCUCGGACGAGCAGGUAGGACAGGGCCCGGCAUGUGUUAUCGUUUGUACACAGAAAGACAGUAUAAAGAUGAACUCUUGGCAACAACUGUCCCCGAAAUCCAGAGGACAAACCUGGCAAAUGUUGUGCUUCUGCUCAAGUCCCUUGGUGUUGAGGACCUACUGAAGUUUCAUUUUAUGGACCCCCCUCCCCAGGAUAACUUACUGAACUCACAGUACCAGUUGUGGACCCUAGGUGCUUUAGACAACACGGGUGUUCUCACCAAGUUGGGCCGUGCCAUGGUAGAAUUUCCCUUGGAUCCAGCACUGUCGAAGAUGUUGUUAGCAGGGGUAGAUAUGGGGUGCUCUGAAGAAAUUCUAACCAUUGUAUCUAUGUUAUCGGUACCUGCACUGUUUUACCGCCCAAAGGGUCGCGAAGAGGAAGCCGAUGCCAUGCGCGAGAAGUUUCAAGUACCCGAGUCAGAUCACCUGACUUAUCUCAACAUUUAUCGCCAGUGGCGCACCCAGAAGUAUUCAAUGAACUGGUGCAAUAAGCACUUCCUGCACUUCAAAGCUUUGAAAAAGGUCCGCGAAGUGAGGCAACAGCUCCACGACAUCAUGGAACAGCAGAAACUCGAGUUGGUGAGUUGUGGCAUGGACGAAGACCUGGUGCGGAAGUGCAUUUGUGCAGCCUACUUCCACCAAGCGUGUCGCCUCAAAGGUAUUGGGGAGUACGUCAAUCUUAGGACGGGAACUCCUUGCCAUCUCCAUCCAACAUCAGCAUUGUUUGGCAUGGGUUAUACCCCGGACUACAUAGUGUACCACGAAUUGGUCAUGACCAGCAAGGAAUACAUGCAGUGCGUCACAGCGGUCGAGGGCAGUUGGCUGGCAGAAGUUGGUGACAAGUUUUACAGCAUCAACGAGGGCGGGGCAUCACGUAUCGAGAAAAGACGCAUGGCAAUGGCCCACAAAGCAGCUAUGGAAGCCGAGAUGGACAGGGCACAGCAGACUCUGAAGAUUCGAGCCGAGGAAAAGCAGAGAAGGGAGGAGUCUUCCCAUCGUCAGCAGGUGUACGAAAUAGGCACUCCCAGACGAGCGCAGACAUCAGCCAGAUAUGGCUUUUAAUAUGUAAGUUACAGAAGCAAGCAUUUUGUAAAUAUUGUAAGUAGAGUGGCUUUUAUCACAGGAUGAAAUUAUAUUUAAUUUAGUAAGGUAAUUCCUGUUGUAUAAUAAUGAUUUUCUAGCUAAAGUCAUUUUUGUAGUUGUGAAGUUUAUAUUAAUAAAAAAAAUUGGACUUUGUAAA
Macrobrachium nipponense is the source of this 4061-nucleotide messenger RNA. Its product is annotated as pre-mRNA-splicing factor ATP-dependent RNA helicase PRP16-like. Bases 134 to 3883 code for a protein of 1249 amino acids. Lineage: Eukaryota; Metazoa; Arthropoda; Malacostraca; Decapoda; Palaemonidae. Gene Ontology annotation, cellular component: spliceosomal complex; intracellular anatomical structure. The transcript has 2 exons. The record is from RefSeq and is a predicted model, not a curated record. Gene Ontology annotation, molecular function: RNA binding; ATP binding; 3'-5' RNA helicase activity. Gene Ontology annotation, biological process: mRNA splicing, via spliceosome.